Messenger RNA from Spodoptera exigua (beet armyworm), 2845 nucleotides. Lineage: Eukaryota; Metazoa; Arthropoda; Insecta; Lepidoptera; Noctuidae. The record is from the annotation of a GenBank genome assembly.
CGACAGCGACAGACAUCAAACCAAAACAUUCGUUCGUUCAUGUAAAUGAAAUGUCUAUGUCUACAUUUUUAUUUUGUUGGGCUACGUACAAAACUACGAAUUCAAUAAAUUGAUUGAACCAUGCUUUAUGCUAAAUCAAAAUUAAUUAAAUAUAUGAAAUGUGUGUGAUUUGUGAUUUAUCAAUAUGAAUAGUGCAAGAUCCGGAAAAAUCUUAGAAGCAAGGUAACGAUCAACAUCUAACGGCCUAACUAUUCUGCUAGCUGUCUUGAUAUUGAACGAAGAGUAAACAAUGAAAACAUGUGAUUUGUUUAAUUUUUAAAGAUAUUUCAAUUAAUUAUGGUCGUUACGACUAAUACGGACGGUGCAAUGAGCACUUCCGACGCUGGUGAGAAGACCUACCCUGCCGCAAACUGUUACUGCAAAGACUUUAUCCGCGGUUGUUGCACUCGAGAAAACUGUAGAUUCAUACAUGUAAUACCUCCGAAGUCAUGUCUAAAGGAGCUAUUUCGAUUUUGCCAUGAUUUUCAAAACAAAGGAUGUUAUAGACAAAACUGCAAAUUUAUACACAGCACAGUAGAAGAAGAAGAUAGUUUUUAUGCUACAGGCAAGUUUCCCCAUAGUACGCGAAAUGCGCCUGUAUGCCAAGCUUACGCAGUGAAUGCUUGCAACAAUCAAGAUUGUCAAUAUUUGCAUCCACCUGAUGUGAGUGGACCUGAAAUUGUGCCCAUACAUAAUGUACCCCCACCACACCAAUUCACCCACCCACCGCCACCACUGAAAGACGAAGAUUCUCCUCCAGAAGCAAAAUUAAGAAGAUUUACUUAUGAAGAAAACGGUAUUGAAAAUCAAGUUUUAUCAACACAGAAUAUGUGCUCAAAUUGUGAAUCAUUAGACCACAAAAUAAAGUUGCUCCAUGACAAUAUUAGUGUGCUAUUGAAAAAAAUUGCAGAUUUAACAGAAAAGAAUGUGCAAUUAACCUCUAUGAAUGAAUUUUUAUUGGAACAGGCAGCCACAAUGAGAACUGGUCAGCCCUGUGUGAUAACUUCAAGACAUGGCACUUCAGCACCUGUAUCCCUGGCAACUGUUAGUGUGACUCCAGUAGUGAGCCUGGCAGGGGCUCUACCUACACUAGUACCGGCUGCAGCUACUCCUAAUUUGGCUUUGGCUCCUGCAGCUUCUCGAGCACAAUUAUUAACUCCUGCUCCACAAAUUUUGACAGUGAGCACUACUCAACAGUUAAUGGGGAAUUCUGGUGCUCUCAUAGUCACCAGUGCUGGUGCUCAACAAUUGAUGCAUGUUAGUGACUCUGGUACACUCAUGGGUGGAGGACAAACUGUUGUAGCAGUACCGGCCCAGUUGACUUUGGCACAACCUGCACAACAACUCAUGAGCAAUGCUUCACAAACUGCUGUUCAACAACUCGUCCAGCAAUCAGCUUUACAACCACAACUAGGUCCUCAGCACCAAGCCACCCAGUAUGCAACUCAGCAAUCAGUACAACACUUGGCUGCAGCUCAGCAGUCUGCCCAGCACCUUGCACAACAGUCGGCUCAACAUUUAGCUGCUCAACAAUCUGCUCAGCAUUUAGCAGCCCAACAGUCAGCUCAGCAUUUGGCAGCCCAACAGUCUGCACAACAUAUGGCAGCACAACAGUCUGCACAACAUCUGGCUGCCCAGCAAUCUGCACAGCAUUUAGCAGUUCAACAAUCAGCGCAACAUUUGGCUGCACAGCAGUCUGCACAGCAUUUGGCUGCACAGCAGUCAGCACAGCACUUGGCUGCACAACAGUCAGCUCAGCAUUUAGCUGCUCAGCAGUCGGCGCAGCAUUUGGCUGCUGCAGCGCAGCAAUCGGCGCAGCAGCUCGCUGCAGCUGCCCAGCAGUCGGCACAGCAGAUGGUGGCGCAGCAAUCGGCGCAGCAGCUGGCGGCCCAGCAAUCCGCACAGCAACAGUUGGUGCCCUCUGCUCAACAGUUGGUCCAUCAAACAUCUACUCAGCAAAUUACAAUCUCCAGCACUAGUCAGCCCAUGGCAUUAAGUAAUUCUCAAGCGCAGCCUAUUACAUUCCCUAUGAUAUCCCAAAGUAUACUACCACAUUAAGGAAUGAUCAAUAAUUUUAUAGUUAUUGUUAAUCAAUCAUUCAUUAUGGUAGGUCAAUGUGGUGAUGCAAAGCCUCAGAGCAAGUACUUGCUCAUAGCAGUAUGAUUCUAUGCAAGUAAUGUAUUGAAUGCAAGAAUUUAAACAAUAUGUGAAAGAGUCUUCAAAAUAAUGUUGCUUAUCAAGAAUUUGUUGUGCUUGUAAACAUUUAAGAAAGCAGUAUUUUUAUGAUAUUAUUAUAGUAGGAACCUAGGUAGAAAACUGUGCACACCUAAAAUAGUGAAUUGUUUAUGUUUAAAGGCACUGAGGAAAGUUUGUCCAAGUGAGUUUGGGCUGAUAUUUCUUCAUGAUCUGUGUCUUACAGGGAACAUACUACUUUAAUUUUUUACUAGAUUCACUCACAAACUGCAGGUGUAAUAGUGUUCUAAUUGUUUUUAAUUUAUAGCUUGUAAUUAUUAAAUUGAACAACUUUUGUGUCUGUCUAUGACAAUGGACUUAUAUUGUUAUUUUUUUAAUUGGUGUGUUGCUUUGUAUACGAUAAAUAGUUAGUAAUUGUUUGUUUCCAUUUAAUAUAUCAAUUUGUUUUAAUACCUAGACUGAAUAAAGCAAUCAAAUGGUAUCAUUAUUACAUUAAAAGUGUAUACCAGUACCAACUUACCGAUAUUGCUGAUUGGCUUUAGAUGACUAAGAUAUUAGGCAUGUACCUAUCCAUGUAAUUUAUUUUUAAUAUUAAAAUUUAAAUACUUUAAAA